Messenger RNA from Schistosoma curassoni, 228 nucleotides. The record is from the annotation of a GenBank genome assembly. NCBI's taxonomy places the organism in Eukaryota, Metazoa, Platyhelminthes, Trematoda, Strigeidida, Schistosomatidae.
AUGUCGAAAAAACUAGUAAGGUCACCACAACAACAAAAUCAUCAACCAAUACUGUCGAUUCUACCACCUCUAUCACAAAUUCUUCAAACCAAACCACUACUAUCAUUAUCAUUACUGACACUCAAACAACAAGCAAUUUCACUACAAUAUCUGCUUCUCCCACCACUAACACCAUCAUCGUCAUCAACAACAUCAAUGCAACAACUACUACUACUCAUUCAACAAUAA